AUGGGCGCCCAACAUGAUAAAAUGGAAGUAGGGGAUCUCAAACAAGAAGCCAACCGUGCUAGUCCUGUCAAUAUAAUAGUUUCUCCUGAUGGUAUGAUGUACGAUUAUUUAAACUUACCUGGAAGGGUAAUAAUAAAUGAAGAAGUUGGAGCCAGCGGAGAAAGUCUAUCUACUAGAAAGCCAGUUAAGAUUGAAAAACUAUACGAAUACGUUUCUGCACUUAGGAGCAACUCAUUUAAAUUCCUGUUGAGAGAAUACGAAGAGUUAUGCGAGAUAAGUCCCCAAUGCCCUCAAACAGUGGGCUUGUCAGAAAUAAACCAAUCCAAAAAUAGAUAUGGCAACAUAGUUCCCUUUGAUCACUCCAGGGUGAGACUCAAGCCCAUGAUGGGUAAGGAGUCAGAUUAUAUCAAUGCCAAUUUUAUUCCUGGUUAUAAAAAUGCGCGGGCUUAUAUAGCUUCACAAGCACCGUUACCAAUGACGGUUAAUGAUCAUUGGAGAAUGAUAUGGCAACAAAGAAUAUGCAUUAUUGUAAUGAUAACUGGUCUUGUCGAAAGAGGGCGGCGCAAAUGCGAGUUGUAUUGGCCAAAACCCGGGUUUCCCAUUAAAUAUGGUUUAGUCGAAGUCACGAAUAUUAAAGAAGAGGUGCGUUUGGAUUAUUUGGUACGAAUAUUGAGAGUCAAAAUAGGCAGAGAGAAGAGCCCUAAAAGUCGACAUCCUAUCUUGAUACAUUGUAGCGCAGGGGUAGGCCGGACUGGUACUUAUGUAGCUAUCGAUCGAUUAAUACAAGAAAUUCAAGCUAAACAUAGGAAUGUAGACAUUUUUAACACGGUUUAUGAUAUUCGCAAAAGUCGUUCGAUGAUGGUUCAAACCGUAAGGCAAUACAUGUUUAUUUACGAUUUCCAUUUGGACGCCUGGCAAAUCGAGGGAGACCCAGAAGGUUUCAAAAAUAGGAAAAUGGUAGAACGGCAAAAAGAAUUGGACAGUAAAUACAAGGAGUUGACUAGUAAAGACGAUUUGAUGGUAGAACAGAAGGCCACCUACGAUUUGUAUGAACUAUUUCUAAUGGCUGCAUGUUGUUGUUGCCCUUUUCUGUUUGAUAAAAAUUAA
This is a messenger RNA of Gordionus sp. m RMFG-2023, 1107 nucleotides long. RefSeq names its product tyrosine-protein phosphatase 99A-like. Bases 1 to 1107 code for a protein of 368 amino acids. Lineage: Eukaryota; Metazoa; Nematomorpha; Gordioida; Chordodea; Parachordodidae. Gene Ontology annotation, biological process: protein dephosphorylation. Gene Ontology annotation, molecular function: protein tyrosine phosphatase activity. The record is from RefSeq and is a predicted model, not a curated record. The transcript is spliced from 2 exons.